Molecule: messenger RNA, 4131 nt
Organism: Columba livia (rock pigeon)
Lineage: Eukaryota; Metazoa; Chordata; Aves; Columbiformes; Columbidae
Gene: IP6K3
Product: inositol hexakisphosphate kinase 3
Exons: 7
Coding region: 1764-2990 (408 amino acids)
Biological process (GO): phosphatidylinositol phosphate biosynthetic process; inositol phosphate biosynthetic process
Cellular component (GO): nucleus; cytoplasm
Molecular function (GO): inositol hexakisphosphate kinase activity
Source: RefSeq, a predicted model, not a curated record
GCCUCCAGUGUUCGGUUGCAAAUGAAAUGUGUGUUUGGGGAGUAGCCAGCGUUACGCAGAGGUGUGUGUGGAAAGCAGUUGGCUUGUUCAGCUGCGUUUCAUAGAGACUGACAGCUUGGAGGGUUGUGAGACUGUCGGUGUCAGUCGAGCAGGGGAUCGGUGUUGCUGUGGCCCGUAAUAACGCGGCUGUGUGGAGCGGGGCCUGGGGUGCUGAGUCUGGUGACCCAGCGGAGGUGCCCGGGAGCCGCACAAGCGCGUCUUGCGGGCGACUCCACGUUGGUGUGAGGGCCCGUUUUCCUGCGCGUUUCCACUUCAUCCCUCAGCCGGGCGUCAGUGACUCAGAACAUGAGCCACCAGGAGCCUCGGCGUCUUCCGAGUCUGCUCCUGCAGCGGCACGUUCCUGAGUCAUCGUUGUGUAACUUCCAUGGCCGCGGUUGACUCACUUGUGUUUGGUUAGAGAAACACUUAACGAAUCUCAUCACGUAGGUCUGGGUGACAAAGGGGGAGGUUUCCAGGGGCCAGGAGGUGGCUCCAACCUGCCCGGGACAUCGGGGUCCAGCCGCCUCCUCGGGGCUGGGCCGUUGUGACAGGAACAAAGGGAACGUGAGGCUUCAUCCUCCGCACCCGCGUUCCUCUUCAGCCGCUUUUCCCCGGUUGGGUUGCUAAGUUACAGCUGAAAUACAGUCAAGGUUAGGAAGCAGUCUUCAGUUUGGUGUGAUUGCAUGUGCCAGAGGAUGUUUGCUUUGAACCACGCUGCCAUGAUGUUUUCUGUCACAGGCUCCCCCGUGUCCCUCCCUUCGUUCUCUGUCUCCAGAGCAGCGCUGUUCUCCCGCCGCGCUCGCUGCGAGCUCCUGCUUGUUCUGCACGAGCCGCACGGAGCGUCCCACGGCCCGGCAGCUUCCCGGCAGCUUCCCGGCAGCUUCCCGGCAGCUUCCCGGCAGCCCAGGUCUGUUCAGAGAAGGGGGAAUAGCAGGUUCCUCCCCGUACAACCAGAGCUGCUAAAUCCCGCUCCCACUUUCUUGCAAAGUAUUAAGUGUCUAUAAAUAAAUUCUCCGAUGGGGCUGACAGAGCCAGCGCAGCCCCUUACUGUCAAAAAGGAAAACAUGUACCAACAAGGAAUCUAAAAUAAAAUUUGCCCUUCAUGUUUUCAUUUCCUGCUUCCAUUUAAAGGCUUUCCCGUUAAAUGUUUUGUCUCCCGCUGAGAUGACAGCUGAUGCUGCGCCUUAUUUACGGGCGCAGGGCCGGGGCGCUGUGCCAGUUCUCCUGGAAGGAUCAGCGUGAACCGGAGCGCAGCACGGCCAGUGAGUCCUGGCGCUGGAGCAAUCGCUGCCAGCGCCGCCCCGGCACUCCCACCCACUCCGCUCAGCCUCCCAGAGCAGCCUCCAGGCGAUUGCACAGGGAGCAGAGCACGGCCAUGCCUUCUGGGAAGCCUCGCACCGACCCUUCUCCCUCCACCCCUCGCACACGCGGCUUUGCCUCCCCCAGCACCCAAGGGCGCCUCUCCCGCCAGCUCAGCUGCCAGCUGGACAUUCCAGGCGCAGGGUCAGCUGAUGGCACAAGUGCCCGGGGCUCCCCUGCUCCCUCAGUUCUCGGCCUCUGAGCGCAGUGAGCGGCAGCAGGAACCGCGGCACAGGCAGCGCCCGAGCCCCCGCGCCCCCGCAGACACCGUCGGUGACAACCCGGAGCAGGCGCCGACUGCUCCGAACCCCCCGAGCCCCCGUCGCUGCCACUGAGGAGGAACGAGCCCCUGUCCGCCCCUGGCCAUGGUGGGGCAGAGCCCCCUGGACCCCCGUGCGGGCAGGACCCCCGUCCUGCUGGAGCCCUUCGUCCACCAGGUGGGCGGCCAUGUGAGCGUGAUGAAGUACGACGAGCACACGGUCUGCAAGCCCCUGGUCUCGCAGGAGCUGAGCUUCUACCAGUCGCUGCCGCUGGCCAUGAGGCAGUUCACGCCGCAGUACAAAGGCAUCGUUUCCGUGCACCUCAAGAGGGACAACCUGGGCAACCCCCAGCUGCUCGCCAGCCCCAGCAUGCAGCCCGAGGGCUGCGGCCGGCGGGACGGCGCCAUCGACCCCUCGCUCGCCAUAUGGCACAAGUGCGCGUGGGCGGCCGGCGGCGACAGCGCGCUCGUCACCUGGAGCCACUCGCAGCUCAGCAAGAGCUUCCAGGACAGCCGCCCGGGGAAGCUGCUGCUGCGGCCGGAGCUGCAGUACCGCACAGACCCGCUUCUGGAGGACGGGAACGGGAACCAGGCAGAGAGAAACAGCUCCAACCCCUGGGGACUGCGCUGCCACCGGCAGCACCUCAGCCGCCUGUCCGCCAAGCACAGCGAGAACAAGCUGCACCAGUUUCUAUUGCUUGAAAACGUGGUAUCGAAAUACAAGUACCCCUGCAUCCUGGACCUGAAGAUGGGAACCCGGCAGCACGGCGACGACGCCUCGGAGGAGAAGAAAGCCCGGCACAUCAAGAAGUGCGAGCAGAGCACGUCCGCGUCGCUGGGCGUGCGCGUCUGCGGGAUGCAGGUCUACCAGGCGGACAAGGGCCACUUUCUGUGCAGGGACAAGUACUACGGCAGGAAACUCUCUGCGGAGGGGUUCAGGCAAACCCUGCAGCAGUUCCUGUGCAACGGGAACCAGCUCCGCACCGAGCUGCUGGAGCCCAUCGUGCUGCGGCUCAAAGCGCUGCUGGCCGUCAUCAGGAGGCAGAGCUCGUACCGCUUCUACUCCAGCUCCCUCCUCAUCAUCUACGACGGGCAGGAGCCGAAGGAGAACGCGGCACCCUUGGAUAAUCACCUCCACUUCCAAAAGCCAAACUGCGCCACGUCCCACAGCACCAACCCCUCCAGAGUCGACGUCCGGAUGAUUGACUUUGCCCACACCACAUUUAAAGGCUCCAAGUGCAACCACACCACGUAUGACGGGCCAGACCACGGCUAUAUUUUCGGCCUGGAGAAUCUCAUCAAAAUCCUGCAGAAUAUCUCAGAAGGAAAAUGACAAAUUCUGCGAGACGGCCCGGAUUUGGUAGUGACCGAUAGCCCUGAGGGACGGCGCCUCAGCUCGGGGUGCCGCGGCAGCACUGACAGCUUGCUUGGGAAGCGCAGGAUCGCCGUGUGCCGUUACUGAACUCGAGCGUGAAGAGCAAAGAGCUGAAAGCACCUGCGAUCAGCCACAAGAUUUACUUUCCUUUCUUGUUUUACUGCUGCCCUUGAUUUAUUCGCGAGCCAAAGGAAGCGCUACUGGAAACAGCCUUAAUGAUAAAGCUGGACCCGCUCGCCCUGCGCCGCUGGAGCCGAGAUCUGUGCGUUUGAGCGGGACUAAGAGGACGCGCUGGCGGGGCUGAGCGGGACUAAGAGGACGCGCUGGCAGGGCUGAGCGGGACUAAGAGGACGCGCUGGCAGGGCUGAGCGGGACUAAGAGGACGCGCUGGCAGGGCUGAGCGGGACUAAGAGGACGCGCUGGCAGGGCUGAGCGGGACUAAGAGGACGCGCUGGCGGGGCUGAGCGGGACUAAGAGGACGCGCUGGCAGGGCUGAGCGGGACUAAGAGGACGCGCUGGCAGGGCUGAGCGGGACUAAGAGGACGCGCUGGCAGGGCUGAGCGGGACUAAGAUAACGCGCUGGCGGGGCUGAGCGGGACUAAGAGGACACACUGGCAGGGCUGAGCGGGACUAAGAUAACGCGCUGGCAGGGCUGAGCGGGCUCUACGUGAUGAGCCGGACGGAAAGACACGAGGGAGGCGGAAAAUCACACGACGGGGCGGGUGUGGAAACAGGAACGGGGCUGCAGAGCUCCGCGCUGCUGCGGGCGUAAAGCUGAGACCAAACCCCGACCUCGCGGAGGUUUAACGGCCCUGCCGGACUAGCACAGGGCACUUUUCUGGAACUUUCCAAGCCAGAGGCUCCUUGGGGCGGGAAGUACGGGGAUGCGGUGAUGCUGUCAGGUAUCAGCCACAAAGAACAUUCACAUCAAGGUAUUUUUGCUUAAUAAAAAAGAAAAACGAAGAAAAAAAAAGUGAGAUUGAGUCAGGGACUAGAUCUGAAAGGUCACCUGUAAAUUCUUUGAUACAAAGACUGUGUGUGUGUGUGUGUGUGUGUGUGUUUGGAAGAGACAAUAACAAAAGACUCAGAGUAAUGUUUA